Molecule: messenger RNA, 1596 nt
Organism: Culicoides brevitarsis
Lineage: Eukaryota; Metazoa; Arthropoda; Insecta; Diptera; Ceratopogonidae
Gene: Hs2st
Product: heparin sulfate O-sulfotransferase
Exons: 2
Coding region: 297-1340 (347 amino acids)
Cellular component (GO): membrane
Molecular function (GO): heparan sulfate 2-sulfotransferase activity
Source: RefSeq, a predicted model, not a curated record
UUUUGACGUGAAUUUUGCUCAUAUUGUUGCGGAAAAUAAAGGUUUUCACGAUUUAUCGAACAAUUUCGAGGAUUUUUAUCAGCUCUUUGCAUUAAAAAGACAUUCCGCAGUCAUUCCAGUUGAAAGGCGUCAAUGAUGUUUUGGAUUGUGUAAAAAUUUCAUCACAAAUCGAUCGCAAGUCGAACUGAAAUGCAAAUUUAGGGAAAAAAAUGUAGCAAUCAAUUGCAUUUAUUGACAAUACAAGCCUUUUAUACUUACGAUACUGUUCCGAAAAUCGUCAAAUAACCAAGGGAAAAAUGUUGAAAACAAAGUUUUUCCAUCAAAUCAAAUGUGUUUUUCUCUUCUUGAGCACGUCGUUAGUUGUUUUCAUCCUGUAUUGGCUCUCCAUUGCACAAACGAAUGAUGAUAAAAUGCCCUUCAUGAGGACAGGUCUUCAAAGCGAAUUUUCAGCGCAAAACAUGCAAAAUUUCGAUGAGGAUCUUGUCGUCAUUUACAAUCGCGUCCCAAAAACGGGCUCAACAUCGUUCGUGAAUCUCUGCUACGAUCUCUUCAAGCGAAACAAAUUCCACAUUGCUCACAUAAAUGUCACGGGCAACAUGCACGUCCUCAGUCUUCCGAACCAAAUCAAAUUUGCACGAAAUGUCUCGUCAUGGCAAGCGAUGAAACCAGCUUUUUAUCACGGGCACGUCGCUUAUUUGGAUUUCACAAAGUUCGGCAUCGCCCAAAAGCCGAUUUACAUCAAUUUGAUCCGCAAACCGUUGGAUCGCCUCAUCUCGUAUUACUACUUUUUGCGAUACGGCGACGAUUACAGGCCGUAUCUCGUGCGACACAAGGCCGGCGAUACCAUGACGUUCGACGAUUGCGUCGAACAGAAGAAACCCGACUGUGAUGUGAGUAACAUGUGGUUGCAAAUUCCCUUUUUUUGCGGGCAUCAUGCGGAAUGUUGGGUGCCGGGCAGCGAAUGGGCCUUGCAACAGGCGAAAUCGAAUCUCGUACGGGAAUAUUUCCUCGUUGGCGUCACCGAGCAAAUGGAUGAGUUCAUUUCGAUGCUCGAGUUGUCGCUGCCGAGGUUUUUCAAAGGUGCCACGGAUCAUUUUGCGACAUCGGCAAAGUCCCAUUUGCGAAAGACAAAGACAAAAAUCGAACCAAAAGACGUCACAGUGAAGGCAAUUCAGGAUACGGCAAUUUGGCAGAUGGAAAAUGAAUUGUACGAAUUUGCUGUCGACCAAUUUCAAUUUUUGAAGAAAAAGUACAAGCUGCCGGGAAAAGACAAAAAUGUCGUGCAAGACUUUUUCUACGAGAAAAUCAAGCCGAAACUCGGCAAUGGCGCGAAAAAGUGACGAACGAAAGGCGAGAAAGGAACAAAAGUGCAUGGAAGACACAGACUUGUCGUGCAAUUCGCACCGACAACGACAGCAAAGACAGGAAUUGUAAAUAUUUCGAGUACAAUGGAGCCUCAAAGAGCAACUUAACUUUUUUUUUGACAAAAAAUCAACAAAAACAAAUCAACAUGAAUUAAAAAUCGCAAACAAGUACUGAUAGAACAAUAACUAAUAUUUAGUUUUUUUGGCCAUAAGAUAAAAAUUACCACGUAGU